ACGGCACCGAGGGGAAGAAGGCUAUUAAGGACACACAAUACCACUGGACUGACGGGCCUGAGGGGUAUCCACUCGUGCCUUAUACAUUUGCAGACACAAAGGUAAACCGAGACACCUGCUUGAAGGCGAUGGAUGAAUGGACGACUCACACUUGCGUCAAGUUCGAGACGAAGCAGGGAAGCGCGGCGGAACCCCACCUCAAGUUCUUCCAGGGCAACGGCUGCUUUUCCUACAUCGGCCGAAUCUGGUUCUUCAAUGGCCAGUACAUCUCCAUUGGCAAGAAUUGUGGCUUGUCUCCGCCGUCCACGAAGUCGGCCACGCCCUGGGCCUCUUCCACGAGCAGUCUCGACCGGACCGCGACGAGGAGGUCCGCGUGAACACCAACAACAUCCUGCAGAGUUCGAGGUUCAACUUCGAUGAGGCGAAGCUGAACUCCAUCAACAACUACGGGGUCAAGUACGACCUCACUUCUAUCAUGCACUACAGAGCGAAGACCUUUUACAAUGGUGGUCUGACUUUGUCUACUGUCAACCCUCUUCUCCAAGAACUUGUUGGAUCCAUGGAUAAGUUGAGUCACAGAGACAAGUUGCUGGUCAAUCGCAUGUACAAUUGCAUAGAUAAGUGGGUAAAAGCCUGCGGAAAGAGCGCGGACCCUUGCAAGAACGACGGAUACUUGGGUGUGAACUGUACCUGUAUUUGUCCCCCGGGAACUUGUGGCGACUAUUGUCAAUAUCAGAUUGAGGGUUAUUAUGAUGCUUACCUGUCUGGUUGUUCAGAAAACAUCACUGUCGCCUCAACUAUACAGUCUGAAGAUUUUCCAAAUCCUAUUCCACCAGGCGUGAAGUGCACCAAAUGGAUAAUUGCCCCAGAGUGCCACCAGGUGGAGCUGACCUUCACCAACUUCGCCAUGUACCCGCGUAUCCAGUGCCAGAACAAUCAACUAUGCUGCUACUGGGAUGGACUCGAAAUCAGGACCAAUGACCCUUAUGUGGGGACGUGGUACUGCGCCAACGAGAUCCACCAAGGCCGGAAGUUCAUCCACUCAGGGAGCAUAAUCCUCUACUACCACACUACAUCUCGCUACUCCCGAGGGUGGGAAGCCCAGGUCAGGUUCCUUCCGAUAGCGGGGUGCAGGACGCAAGGAAAAGCUGGCACAGAGAAGCCCGUCCUGCCUGAAGAACUGACCAGGACGGUGCUCAGCGGGAUGACCAUCUUCUCCUUGAACACCGCUGUGAACAAGCUGCUCCCGCCCAAAGGAGACUCGAAGUGCGGUCUGCUGGAGGACCUGGGGAACGUGUACUGGAACUCGCCCCUUUUUGGCUUCGAAAAGUACCCGCAGAAUUCCUCGUGCUUUUUCACCUUGGUUCCUAACUCCCCGGUCGCAGUCAAGGUGAAGUUCGACUACUUCAAACUCCAGCCAAGGGCCAGAGGCGUGUGUGUGGACAGCGUCGACCUGGUAGAACCCUUCAGCCAAGAAACGAGGCUUUGCGGAUCACAGACAAGCAAGAUUCUCCUCCCAAGCAGCGCCUUCACAGCAAGAUUCGCCUCAGACAAGUACUACAAUUAUCAAGGCUUCAACAUCACUUUCGAGCCCCAGAGCAACUCGGCUUGCCAUAAGAUCAUAAACACAGCUGCAGGAGAGGCGGGAAUGAUCACGACGCCAAACUUCCCGAGCUUCCACGGACGGGAGUGCGUGUGCGAGUGGUGGAUCAUUGCUCCCGCAAACAAGAAGAUCAAGAUUUCAGUCGAGGGUAAAAAGAUCGGGAGAUGUUCGGAAAACUACCUCGUGGUGGAUCUUCAAGGAAGCAGGAGCUACUACAGACCAAUAAGCACAAGAGUCUGCGGAGAAAAAAAUCUGCCAAUCUCCCUCCUCUCUUCUGGCAAUGAGUUAAAUGUGGUGUAUAAGUCCAUGAGGAAUUCUAAAGGAUUCCAUAUUCGGUAUGAAGUUGUGUAACUUCUCACGUAUAAUUUUUAUGGCAUUUUAACUGUUUAUGUAAUUCAUGAGUUUUACUUUUUUGAUACUUUUAUCUAUUUAUUGUUCAAAGGCGUCGUGUUAAUAUUGCAGGACUUUGAUCCUAACAGUCGUAUAAUUGAUAUUUUAAUUAAUAUUUUGUGAAACAUAAACUUUUAUAUGGUA
Messenger RNA from Penaeus vannamei (Pacific white shrimp), 2137 nucleotides. Lineage: Eukaryota; Metazoa; Arthropoda; Malacostraca; Decapoda; Penaeidae. The record is from RefSeq and is a predicted model, not a curated record.